Messenger RNA from Sycon ciliatum, 2664 nucleotides. RefSeq names its product transmembrane protein 161B-like. Bases 133 to 1629 code for a protein of 498 amino acids. The transcript has 12 exons. The record is from RefSeq and is a predicted model, not a curated record. NCBI's taxonomy places the organism in Eukaryota, Metazoa, Porifera, Calcarea, Leucosolenida, Sycettidae.
AUUGUUGUAAAGAGUUCGUAACUCAUUCACCGAGCGUAAUUAUUGGUUCCAGUCCACCCUUCAAUGCACCUUCUUGGAUGAUGAUCUACAACUGUUGAAAGGCAAGUGAUUUGUGGCAUCAGCGAACGGAGCAUGGCUUUACUCGGCUUUCAUCUUACUGCGUCCGUAAUUGCAACUCUGUUCCUGCAUAGGGUGUUAGUGUAUAUGCCCGUUGUGAACUGGCUGCUGUCAGGUUUACUAGUUUGGACGGUGCCUGGCAAGGCAUACCUCAGUGAAUAUGUGCAACUUGCUGAGAAGACAUCUAACGGUACUGGGGCCAAGUCCAAAUCGCUGCGCAAGAAUGCGGCUGAGAAGCGCAAGAACCAGCAGCCUUCAUCCGCGGCGGAGAAGGACAUCGACUUGCCGAAGGAUCUUCCUCUGCCACUGCUGCCUGUGAAGCUGAAAUCUCAAGAUUCAGGUGUCUUGCUUUACUAUGAUGAGCUCUUCACCAUUCUCAACAUGGCGUUGGUUGCAGGUCUUGUGUUCCUAGCGUCCGAAGUGUUCCAGUCGCUCUAUCCGGCCAAGUGGCUGGCUGACGUGAACCUGACUGUCGUCUGGCUGUGCCUGGUGCUCGUGUACUGCCUGAAAAUGCUGACUCAGCUCACAUGGCUGGUUGUGAAGGCUAACCGCCUUCAGUCGGGCGAGCGUACCCUUAUCCUCCUGACGGGUGUCUGCUUCUUCCUUCUGGCCAUACUAACGAUGGUCUUGGAUGGCAGCUGGCUGGACCUGAAGCUGGAUCGUGGCCUAGCCCAGCUAGUCAGCGUUGUGAAGAAUGAUGGGAAAGUGCAGCAGAAGAGAGUCUCCAAUUUAUUCUACUUGUUGAAAGCGCUGGUGGCGAUCUCUGCUGCACUGUUCGCCUCAACUCUCGCCUUUCCUGCUCUGCGACUGGCACGUUCAUACUUGGGAGCGCUGAAGAGAAGCAGCCUGCUCGGCCGGCUUCUCUGCCAGGCGGUGUUUGUCAGUCCUCUGCUGCUGCUGUUGCUGUGGGUGCCGCCUCUGACAACCGGUGUCCUGUUUCCCGACGGUCAUGAUCCGCUGAUUCCCGGCCUGACACUGGCACAGUACGAGCACUUGCGUCUGUUGCUGGUUCUGCACUACUGUGCGAUGCGCCUGCUGAUGUCACGCUGGCACUUGCAGAUGUACCUAGACGGCGCGCAUCGGCACGUGGAGGCGCGCCGCCAGGCCACGACGCGCUUCACCGCGUCCAAGUUCGACACUGCGAUGCGCACGAUGAACAGCAGUCUGGCUGUCGUGGCCCUGCAGAUUGUCUGCCCCGUCAUUGUCUUGCUAACAUGCGUCGCCAUCUUGCACAGUGCUGGGAACUUCUCCUGGACUGGUGAAUAUCACGUUGCCCCGCCAGCAGCACCAAUCAAUCACACAGAGAGCACGGGCAACAGCUUCCGACUGGUGUCGAGAUUGCCGUCACUGAUCCAGCUGCUGGUACCGAUGGACUUCUUCGCUGCCGUUGUCUCAUUCUACACGGUGUGGACACUGAUAGCUAUCUCUGUCACCACCUUUCUCGGGUUUCUCUACGCCAACUUUGUAGAGAAGGACAUAAGUAGCAGCACACUGGUCAGGACUGGGGCGUGAUGUCGUCGCAGUGGCUGGCAGCCAGGACUGGGGCGUGAUGCCGUCGCAGUGCCUGGCAGCCAGGACUGGGGCGUGAUGCCGUCGCAGUGCCUGGCAUCAGCCUCAGCACGCUGUGAAGGUGUAUUACUCCUCUGCUGGACUACAUGCCUACUGUUGCCAGCUUGGCUGGUGUGGUGCGUAUACAAGCUUGCGAUUCCCUGUGCUGCAGUGCCAUGAAGAUGUUCUAUUGUGGGACGCUAUUGAGCCAAAUUUGAUACUGGAUGGCCGUGCCGGUGCAGGUGGAUGCCAAUGCGUGCAGUGCACCUCAACACACUGUCCAUCUCCUACUUCAACGACCAGCGCUUCAAAACGAGCGUGUUUUGCCACCCAAGGUAUGACCGAGUGACCGGGUUGCUACGUAUUGGCUGGCACACGUAAUGGAUCCACCACGUAUACUGUCACUGCCUCGAGCAAACUGGUGGUCAUCGAGGGUACAUUGUAAUUGUGUCAAUGUCAGUGUUUCGGCAGGUCGUAUGCUAGGCCUCAUACUUUGGCUUGAUUUGACUUGAUGGUGUCCGGUGCUGGAAGUCGCCGCCGCUCUCGCUUUUGCCGCAUCUUGUCAGGUAGGACGAUGCCCUGUGCUGACAGUCGCAUGUCUUGAGAGUGCUCGUGUGUGUGUGUGUGUGUGUGUGUGUGUGUUUGUGUGUGCGCAUGUGCACGUGUGUGCGUGCAUUUCAGUAUGCUUGCUGCCAAACGAAACACUCGCGGUUUUUUUCUUUCUUUUUAAAUUAUUCAGCCCGGAAUUACUUUAUAGUGGUUAGUUUUUGUGCAAGUCUCGAAGUGAUGCCGCUAGCGUGUCUUGUCUACUUUCCCUUUACCACAGUCUUGGAUACGUUCAGCUGCUCUUGCUCUGUGGGUGUGAUGGAUUUUUUCCCCCGGUAUGCUAUCUGUUAUCAGCCUAAGCUCUAAGAAUCUUGCUGCCACUGCGGCAGGUGGAAAAGAGUGUUUUAAAACAGCAUACCGGUAUGCCAAUAACAUCGUGCAGUGUCGAGUGGA